Podarcis lilfordi (Lilford's wall lizard) is the source of this 21681-nucleotide messenger RNA. NCBI's taxonomy places the organism in Eukaryota, Metazoa, Chordata, Lepidosauria, Squamata, Lacertidae. The record is from the annotation of a GenBank genome assembly.
AGAUGGUGCAAAGAAAAUAUUUGGACUGUUUCAUUUAUUGAACGCAGUAAGUAUCACUGUUAAUAGUGCUGCCAGAAAUUAAGGCAAAGCAUUCUUUACAACAUGGAACUAUAAAGAGCUAAAAGGGAGCCAUUUUGGGGGUGUAUUUAGAAAAUUACAGAGAUGAAAAUUACCCAUAUUAUACCCAAGGGUUCUUGGGGAAACCUGGGGAACCCCCCCGCAACCAGCACCACUGAAUUUGCCACCAAUAAAUGUUGGGGGUUCUAUGGGCCACCAAAAUUAUCUUGGCAGGCCACAUACUGCCCAUGAACUAGCCAUUUCUGCUUUAAGCGCUAGCUAUAUAUUUUUAAAUAAAAGUUGAAAUUCUCAUUUUACCCAGAAUAAGUAUCUGGGCUUUUGUAGUAUGAUUAAGGAACUGUAGAAUUCAUUGUUUUGGAUGAUUUUGCCCACAGGCUUAGUAAGUGAAUGAGAAUAGGUUUGGUGGAAGCUUGGUAAGGUUGGUUCACCUGGAUGACUUCAGAAGCUCCUUCUGCAACAAAGGACCUUGCCCUCUGAUAACUGAGCUGAAUACAUUUCUUUCAGGCCAUGGUGAGAUGAUACUAAGGAACCAUAGUGGGGAGGGUUUUGGUUCUUCUCAAGUCUGAUGCUCCCAAGUAUGUACCUGGGGACCUAGGUGUAUGUGUGCCACACAGGUGACUCUUAAGCAUGGAGAGAUGCUAUUGAGUGGCAGAGGAGAAAGUGGAGCUGCUCAAAACCUACUUUGCCUCUGCUUUUGCUUUGCCCCAAAAGAAAACAGUGCCCAACAACCUGGUGAUGAUAGAAUAAAUUAUUCAUAAAGGGAGAUGCAGCCCAAGAGGUGAUAAGAGAACACCUAGCUACUGUAAAUGAAUUCAUAUCUCCAGGGCCUGAUGAACUGCUCCCAGGGAUACUAAAGGAACUUGCAGAUGCAAUUUUAGAGGCUCCGUCUAUAUUCUUUGAGAAUUCUUUGGGGUUCCUGUGUGCUGAAGGCAGGCAAAUGUCCCCAUCUUCCAAAAAGAAAAAAAGAAAAGAAAAGAAAAGAAAAAGAAGAAGGGGGGGGGGGACGACGACCAAGCAACUACCAACUGGUUAUCUUGACGUUGAUACCAGGAAAGGUCCUAGAACAGAGAAUUAAACAGUCUGCAAGCACUUAGAAAAUGAUGCAUAGAUACAAUUUCGGCACACGUUAAAACUCUCCCUUGUUCAACACAGCCCUUGCCUGCUGUUGAUGCUGGCAGCUAUGGAAAUGUUCAGCAUGUUGACUGGACUCGCCCGUAAUUGUGUUAGUUUUGUAUGGUGUUUGAUGGUGCUAUUGCACGUCGCCACGAAACGCCCAACUAAACGCACGACGCGCAAAAAUCGCAGUAGGUCUCAAUUCUGCAGUGGGGGGGCAUCCUUCCCGCCCUCCGCGGCUCUCUUCUCUCGCAUCCCCAGCAAAACGUGGGGCUCGAAAAGCCCUCCGGUUUCCAACCUCUCGCCAUCGAUUUCCAGCCUUUCGCUGCCGAGUAGACUAGUCCUCCUUUCCCUCCCCGAUCUCGCCCCCCGCCACCAGCGGCGCCAAGGAGACGCACCGAGGGGAAGCACCGCGGAGCAGCCUCCGCGUCCGGCUCCCCGAGGCCGGUCGUCGUGCUCGCUAGUGGACUGGGGUGGGGUGAGGAUCUCCGCCCUUCCCGGGAGAAGAGGAGGAGGAGGAGGCGUCGCCUCCCGCCCCCCGCCCCCCGGAUCCAGUUUCUCGGCUCCCGCCCUCUCCCGCAGCGUCGCCCUGGGGCGCGCCGAGCUGGUCUGAGCCGUCGGGAGCUGCCGCGAUGGGAGCCUGGGGCCUGGCGGCGAUGGUGCUCUGCAGUCUGGCUGCUGCAACCUCCGGUGAGGCGGUGGAGGCGAGAGAAGCGAGGGGAAGGGAAGGCAAGGGGGGCCUGGGCGAGGUGGGCAGGAGGAUGGGCCGCCCCAAGGCUACACGCUGCCCCGCCCGAGGUGCCUUUCUCCUCCUCCCGCCCCAGGAGAACAACAGGGGCGCUGGGGGGCGCGCCUGCUUCGGGCCCGACCUGUGGAGCCAACAGCCCUGCCUUGUCCUGGCGCCCCUUGGAAAUAUGGGUCACGGGUCUAGGCGCGCCUCUACUGGGAGGAGGAAAAGCUGGGGCGGGGGGGAGAUCUGUUUCUUCCCCGGAAUUCGAACCCGGGGCAAGUUGUUCCCCAGAUUGUUUUUUUCAACCUGAGAAGCCACGCCUCUGAGCAUGUGCAAAAUGCCCCGGGGCCCCUCACACAGCUCCCAUUAGUUGGGAAGAAGCGGAUCCUCGCGUGGUGGCUCUGCCUGUGGGCCCUUUGCUUCUGCUUGCUUGUGAAUUGAGGGCUGUCCCCACCCCAUAUAUUUCUCAAGGUUUUCUGCCUUGGGAGUUACGUCUUAGAUUGAAGCUAACCAGAGGUGUGUAUGGAUUACUCAUGGUGUGGCGAGAAAGUGGAUUGAGAGAAGUUUCCUAACCCCUCUCUGAGUAUAGGAAGCUGGGUGGUGGGAGAUUCAGGACAGAGAGGAAGCGCUUUUUGAAAGUGCAGGUAGUUAAAACUGGAAUUGGUUACACACAACAUUUCUCAACCUGUGGGUCCCCAGAUGCUGUUGAACUACAACUCCCAUCACCCCUAGCUAGCAAGGCCAGAUUUGUUCCUAUGGAGGCAGACACCCUAUGGAGAGUAUCACGCCCAAACUGGUCCUUGACCAUAUGGAUUGCCUAGAAACAAACCCAACAGGAAUCUACUAAGUCUUCUUAGAGUUUUGGCUUAAAACUAUGUAUUCCCUCAAUUAGUAAUUUUCAUUAUUAUUUUUUUUAUUUAAAAAAUGAGGAUCUUAAACCACUGUUAGAUAUAUUAAGAAGCUACAUUAUACCAAGCCAGAACAUUGGUCCAUCUUGCCCAGUAUCAUCCACACUGUGGAUCUCCAGGACUUCAGAUAUUCCCAGGCCUACCUGGAGAUGUGUGGGAUUGAACCAGGCAGUGUCUUCAUGCACAGCAAAUGCUCUACCACUGAAUUACAAUCCUUUUUUUUUUAUUAAGUGGUAUAUAAUCUUCUACACAAGUAGAAUUCAUGGAUUGGUUUUAGGAGCCAGAAAAGAGUCAAAUAUAAGAAACUUGCCGUACUAAACCCUGAAAAUUUCUGAGUGUGCUCCAUUGAAGUGAAUGGGAGCUGUGCAAGAAUGUGAGUAUUUAUCUCAGUGGCGUUUGUGCAGGGAAAAACUUUCAAUGGUAUUUGCACUUUGUAGGUAUUGUGAUCACUGCCACCAAUCCAUGCAUUCUGUUGCUGCAUCUUGGGCACCUCUUGGAAGCCACUGAAAAGGCACAUACCAACGCCUACCUGCUGAACCCUUUUUCCAUUUCCUGCCACGUCCCCAUAGAGUUCUUUGUGGGUAAUUUUUGUCUGUGGCUAAGGAAGGAUGUUGAACCUGUAAUUAGAGGGGACCAAGAGAAUUAAAUGUCUUAUUCAGUGUGAGUUUCAAAAAUAGCUAUGCCUUUUUUUUAAAAGAAAUGUGGAUUUGUGCAUUGACUUGAGUGCAUGCAGUAACUUAUCCCUGGCAACUGAACAUGCUGCUGUCUGAUUCUCUCAGUACAGUAAUUCCUUUCUAUUUCCCCAAAAAGCGGGGUUAUCUGACUAUACUAUAGAAAGAGCCAGAGUGUAAUUGCUAAUGCUCUUUUAAUUGACUAUUCAGAUUGUUGCUGACCGUUAGGUCCAGUCGCGGAUGACUCUGGGGUUGUGGCGCUCAUCUCGCUUUAUUGGCCGAGGGAGCUGGUGUACAGCUUCCGGGUCAUGUGGCCAGCAUGACUAAGCCGCUUCUGGCGAACCAGAGCAGCGCACGGAAACGCUGUUUACCUUCCUGCCGGAGCUGUACCUAUUUAUCUACUUGCACUUUGACGUGCUUUCGAACUGCUAGGUUGGCAGGAGCAGGGACUGAGCAAUGGGAGCUCACCCCGUCGCAGGGAUUCGAACUGCCGACCUUCUGAUCGGCAAGUCCUAGGCUCUUGAUCACAUGAUGCCAUGCAGACACACUAUUUGAAUGGGAAUGCCCAUCAACUUUGCAGGGACUUGGCCCCCUAAAAUAUUUUAUUGUGGGGGCCGAAGCCCCCAUGACCCCUAGGAAUUGGCUCCUAUGACCCCAAUACUGUCUAUUCUGACUGGCUGCAGCUCUCCGCUGUAUUAAGGCAGAAGUAUUUCUCCUUAACUGGAGGUGCCAGGGGUUGAUGAGGCUUUCUAUGUACCAGUUGUGUGCUCUGUCACUGAACUAAUGCCCCUCCAAUAAUUUGCUUGUAGUUGCUUUUCCUUAAAUCUAAAGCAAAUGGAAAGCCUGUAUUGGCAGGAAUGCACUUGUUGUUUCUUUUACACUUUUUAUCCUAUGGUAACAACUAUUGCUAUAUGGAAUAAGAAGUACUAGAGAGCCUCAAAUAUAUUUCUGCAUGUUUUAUGAAAACAGUAUCUGUAUGGAAUCUAUAAACUCUGUCUCUCUUGUGGGGUGCCAUUUCCAAAAUAGUGCUGAUAACUACGAUGGGCCUGUGAUUAAAGAAGUAAAUGCCAGCAAUGAUAUUUACAAGAGAGAGAUACAGAAUUGAUUCCUCAAUCCUGAAAAACAGUCUCUCCUCAGAGUGUUGUCCCAGACUGCUGUCUCAGAUUAACUUAAUAUAGAUUACUUAUCCCUUAACAUACCCAUUAGAGUUAUUACUUGUUUGUUACAUUUACGGUAUAUCCCAACUCUCCUCCAGGGAAUUAAGAGUGCCAUACAUGGUUCUCCCCCUCCCCAUUUCGACCUCACAACAACUCUGGCCCAAGGUCCCCCAGUGAGCCUCAUAAAUGGAGAUUUGAACCCUGAUCUCCUGGGUCCUAGUCCAAACCACUGGACUCAGUGGUCUAAACCACUGAGUCUCUUGGGCUUGCCAAUCAGAAGAUCAGCGGUUUGAAUCCGUGCGACGGGGUGAGCUCCUGUUGCUCUGUCCCAGCUUCGACCAACCUAGCAGUUGGAAGGCACACUAGUGCAAGUAGAUAAAUAGGUACCUCUGUGGCAGAAAGGUAAACGACUUUUCUGUGCGCUCUGGUUUCCGUCACUGUGUUCCGUUGCGCCAGUAGCGGUUUAGUCACACUGGCCACAUGACCUGGAAAGCUGUCUGUGGACAAACGCUGGCUCCCUUGGCCUGAAGCGAGAUGAGCACUGCACCCCAUAGUUGCCUUUGACUGGACUUAACUAUCCAGGGGUCCUUUACCCUUUUUUUUUUUUUACUGUCCAACCACCAAACUGACUUACUAGUAAGUCACAAUUUUACUGCUGAUUUCAGACACUGACUUCUACCCAGCUUCUUUAUUUACUUCCAUAACAGUUCCUAGAGACAGAAGAAAACUUAUUUUUCUUGCACCCCAAUGUUUAUUAGUCCUGUUUUCCUACUGAGGAGCAGAAAAACCCUUUAUUCUUGAAGCUACAGUGCUUAUUGGGCAGAAAAACCUCUCCAGUGCUUUGGCAGAUGGAGUGUUAGGGGCUCUCUCUGUAACAGUCUGUUGUGUUUGGUCUGUGGCAGUAGUUUUGUUCAGUAGAGGAGUAAUCUAAGAUCUGUCGCAUGUCAGAUGACUCUGCCUUAGAUCUAGAUAUAGGGUGGAAUUCAAUGGAGGUAUUGCAUGCAUGGAAUGAGCUCUGCUCAUGCAGUAGGAUUUCCCUCCUUUCCUAUCCCCUCUGCCCCAUAUAUCUUCUCUGGAGGCUUGGGGGGGGGAAUCCCAGAACAGAUUUAGGGGGUGUGCAGGGGGAAAUGUCCCACUGUGUAAGUAAACCUUGUUUCCUUUAUUAGUGCUACACUGAAUUGAGUUCCACCCACAGUCUCUGCCCCACACUUGAGAUUAAAAAAAGUUUUCAAAGCAGUUUUCAAUUUGUGACAAUUAAAAACACAUACAGAAGUUAUGCUGCUAUUCCCAACACAAAAUACAGCUGCAAAGAGAUGGGUUUUUUAAUAAAAAAAAAUCAAGGAAAGGUUCUGGCAAGAGCAAGUCAGUGUGGUAGGAGAAAUUGUGAGCCACAAAUCUAAGUAACUGAGGCUCAAACUACGCAUAAUGCUGGCAGACCAAUCAGUUUAAAACCAGGGGCUCUCCUCAUUGCACAAAAAAGGAGGGGGUGAAAACCUAAUUUAUAGAGCAAAAAGAGUGUGCAGGUGGGGGUGUAGGCCAGACAGGAAGGAGAGCCUAUGAUCCUCCAGUUGUUGUUGGACUCCAACUCCCAUCAACUCCAACCAUAGUUGGCUGUCAGGAAUGAUGGGAAUUGUAGUCCAGCAACAUCUGGAGGGUUGGUCUCUGGAUCAGUGAUAGCCUCUUCCUUUAAAAAUCAAAUCAACCAUGGAAAGCUGUGAUGAAGAGUAGAAGAGUCUCUUUAACCAUGGCCAUUUUACUGUUCAAAAUUACUAUCUUGACUCCUUUUUCAUCUGUGAUACCUAUAUUUCUUUCCUUUCUUGGGUAAAAAAGCAGCUUGGGCAGCAGGGGCUUAAAGGUAAAGGUAAAGGGAUCCCUGAUCAUUAGGUCCAGUCGUGGCCGACUCUGGGGUUGCGGAGCUCAUUUCGCUUUAUUGGCCAAGGGAGCCGGCGUACAGCUUCCAGGUCAUGUGGCCAGCAUGACUAAGACGCUUCUGGAGAACCAGAGCAGCGCACAGAAAUGCCAUUUAAUUUCCCGCCGGAGUGGUACCUAUUUAUCUACUUGCACUUUGAUGUGCUUUCGAACUGCUAGGUUGGCAGGAGCAGGGACUGAGCAAUGGGAGCUCACCCCGUCGUGGGGAUUCGAACCGUCGACCUUCUGAUCAGCAAGUCCUAGGCUCUGCGGUUUAACCCACAGCGCCACCCGCAUCCCUUACAGGGGCUUACUUACUGAUAAAAAGGCCAGAGGAGGAAGCAGUCCCCCUAGAGGAGAAACACAUCACCCCUAUCACCAGCACACAAAAGCAGGAGCCUUAAGUGGGCUCAGUGUAAUCUUUCAUUAGAACUGUAUUUAUUCUAAAGCAAACAUUCUUCUUCUAUUCACUAUCCCACAGAUUUCAAAAGUAGCUGUUCCAUCUUUUCCUUGCUAAAUAACUAUUUGAGAAUACUGCAUAUAAGUUAUAGAUUUGAGAUCCCUCCCUGUCAGAUACAUUUAAAAGCUGGUUAAAGAACUCAGCCUCUGGAAUUAUAUGUACAAUGCAGUGCCGCUUGUGUGGGUUUCCUGUUUAAUAACAAAAAUUACUUUUAUUAAAAUAUUUUCUUGGAUAACAAAAGUACAUACUAUACAGCAUAUCUGCUUGCAAUUCAUAGAGUCCUUUCUACGGAUUGGUUGUCUGGCUUUUCUGUUUCUUUUUGUUUUCAUAACCGUUUAUUUCCCCCCUCAUUAUCUGUAGUAACACCAAAAAAAUAAUAGAAUUGAAAGAGAAGGAAGAAUCAGAACAAAAACUUGGAAUUCUUGAAAAACAGAUGCUUUGUGUUGUCCAAAACUAUCUGGAAGAUAAGAGACUUCUAGUCAUUAAAUGAUGCCUAUGUUCUUGCAGCUGAGCUGCUCCUUGUCACCUUCUUCGAGGAUCAAGGAUGUACUCACUUGCUGUUGGUGUGGGCGGGGGGAGGAGAGAGGGAGUUGGUGGCUUCAGAGCUAAAUGCUUUAAUUGAGGAUAAUCAGAUGAAGAUGUAUAUCAGACAAAUAUUAAUCAAAGGAAGACAAGAUAAUCCCAUGGUGGAGACAGUAGGGGAAAUGAAUCUACUUACGGUAACAAGAGUGGAUUCUUUUGUGGCUAGCUAAAUGUGAAAGGCUGAAUGAAAAAUUGCCGGGGGUGUGGUGGAGCUGGGAGAAUGAAGUCUGGGAACCCUUAAAGGGAGGGAAAUCCUGACCGCAAGGGAGGAAAAAUAAAGCAUGGGGGGAGGCAUGGAAGAAGGCAGAUAUCUGUUGGCAGAGUACGAAACUUUUAAUCUCAGUGUUGUGGUUCAAGUCCCACAUCGGGCAAGAGAUCCCUGCAUUGCUGGGAGUUGGACUAGAUGACCCUUGUGAUUCCUCCCAACUCUACCAGUCUAUGCUUCUAAGGGGGAGACUGAGCAGAAAUAGGACAUUUGAGAUCAUGGCUCAUGGCAGAAGCCUUGUAAGAGGUCAAGUGCUGAAUUGCCUUAAGAAGGUUGCCACUGUCAUGAGUUUGGUUGAAUUUAUCUUCUUUUUUUCUUUUAAUAUUUUUUAUUAGUAAUUUCAACAUAACAUUUUAACAAAAAACAUAUCAUCCUUAAAUCCCCCCCUAUUUUUCCCUCCCCCUCCCCGAAACAUAACCCCCUCCCCUCCGCCCUCCAGACUUCCUUCAGCUCCCCUCUCUGGUUUAUCAACAUAUGUUAUUUUCUGCAUGUUACAAGGUUGAAUUUAUCUAUCCAUCCAUCGGCCAAUCAUAUAAUGAUUGCCAGAGUCCCUUGCUCAUUACUUCAGUACAGUGGUACCUCGGGUUACAAACACUUGGGGUUACAAACUCCACUAACCCGGAUGUAGUACCUUGGGUUGCGAACUUUGCCCCAGGAUGAGAACGGAAAUCGUGGCGCAGCGGCAAUGGGAAGCCCCAUUAGCAAAAGCGCACCUCAGGUUAAGAACGGUUUCAGGUUAAGAACAGACCUCUGGAAUGAAUUAAGUUCGUAACUCAAGGUACCACUGCAUUAGGUUUAAUGUGAAUUUCUUGCAUCCAAUUGUGCAUCUUGGUGGUGCUGUCCAUGGUACCAUCUUUGGUACCAUUUUAAUGACCAGGUACAGUACUGUGAAGUAUUGCUUCAGAGCCAACAUGGGGCAACUUCCAUAUUGAGAUUCCUACUCCCACCCCCACAUUCUGUGCACUUGUGAUCUGCAAGCUGUAGAAGCAGAUUUUUUUAUCAAGUUGAUUGGAUUUGUCUUAGUCUUUGGGUGGUUGGUGAAGACCUUUUUAAUCUGAAAAACUUCUGAGUGGAUCUGGCUAGAUGCUUCUGUUAAAAAUGUCCAUACCUACACUUAUCUUUCUAUAGACAUUUGUUUCUGUCUUGGAUCUGUGUUGCUUAUGACCCCGAUAAUACUAGGAGGGUGGUUUUUCCUUUUUUCCAGUUUUGUAUAAGGAAGAGAUGUUUUUACUGCACUAAAGGAGUUGAUGCCAGAAACGUUAAUUAUUCAAGCUCUGUUGCAAGAGUGCUUUUUCCAUGCUUGGCAAUAUCUCUGCACAAAAUACUAAAGAGUGAUUAAACUCAGUAAAUCGACUAUCUAGCCAAAAACAAGUCUGUUGUACGAGCGUCUCUAAGAUCAUAUAGAAAUAGACAGGGAGGUAUAUGAUUCAGAUUUCUGGUUGGAAGACACUGAAGAAAUUCCUUUCCGAUGUCCAAAUCUUCCUACAGAUGGAUAGCUUACAUGUUAGAAGGCUACGCUUGUAUUAGCUUGCUCUUCUACCUCUCCAUCCUGUCACCGCAGAACUAUUCCUACUGCAUGCCUCAAACCCUAUAGAAGAAGUAAUAUGAGAGUGUUAAUGGUGGCUAUGCACACCUCUUUUCUGGGCUUCCAGUGCCAGGGGAAAGAGUGAUGCUGUGGUCUGCAGAGAGAGAAAGAAAGGGAGGUGCAGCUGUUCCUCCUACAAAAAACCCACAAAACUUAUAUAUUGCCUAUCCUGGCUGCUAGUCUUGGCUCAAUGAGUGAGCACAGCAAAUAUGGGCCCUUGAUGAGAUUGUUUUCCCUGAGACCCAGUAUAUUUCCAUUUCUUUUUUUUGGGACCAGGUGGCUAUGACCUUUAGGUGUCUGUCAGCCCUGUAGUUCUGUGGUCUCAUGGCUGUUUUUCAACUUUCUUAACCCACAAAGCCAUGCAACUUCUAGCUAAUGUUUCUCAGUCAGUCUGUAUUGUGGGUGGGACAGUGGGGACUGUCAGAGAAAGGGCCUUUUCAGCAAUGGCAUCCCAAUUGUGAAACACCUUCGAAUCUCGCGUGGCAUCUAGGUCAUGAUUGUCUAUUUUGUUUUAUUUCCCCCCAGACAUUUUGAGAUUAUUUAAAGAUUUUUGGUAUUUUUAAUUCUGUUGUUUUCAUAUGUGUUUUGCUGCACCUGGUUUUAUGUAAUUGUUUAAUUUUGUAGUGCAGGUUUAUUUCUGUUUAAUAUUUAGGGUUCUGGUUUUUUAAAAUGAUUUUAACAUUUAUUGUUGACCGAGAAGGUAGUGCUAAUUGGGUGCCUUAGGGUGAAGGGCAGGUAAUAAAAUAACAACAAUGACAACAACAACAACAGUAAUAAUAGAAAUGCAAAAUAUGUUUGUAAAUAAUAAACUCAGUUUCCAUGGACUGGGGGACACUGAGCACACUCAAGAUAAAGGGAAGUCACUGUAUUUAUUAAAAUGUAUACAUAUUUUAUUGAUUCAUUACAAAGAGAAAAAUGCAAACAUAACAAAAAGGAAGAAAACAAAGAAUAAAAAAUGCAAACCAUAAAGCAUCACAGCCUGGCAAGACAGAAGUACAAAGACAGAAGUCACUGUAUGGGAAAAGUACUUAUUGAGUAAUCAUCAGAUCAUUGCUUUUGAGAUUUGCCUUAAUCUUGUAUUUACUGCCAGAGAUUACAAACACAUUUCUAGAUUCUGUGGCGUGGUGAGAAUACACCUUCUCUGUAAGGGAAUUGCUUGCAUGGUGGGGAGGGGCUGCUUUUAGAAGUGCAGAUACUGAAUGGACUAACAUUUGUCAAAAAAUAUAAUGCUGGUGUUUUGGACAAGGGCUGGUUCAGAGCUCCACUUGGGCAUGAAGCUCAAUGUGUGAUGUUGUAACUUAACCUGUCUCACAGGAUUGUUGUGAGAAUAUAGUGGCGGUGGUAAGAAUCAUGCACAUCAUUUGGAGCUACUUGGCGAAAGGACAAAAUAUUAUAAGUAAAUAAAAUAGCUUGUGUACGACAGAUGGUUAUGACAGUUUCUUCAGAAGUUCAGCAUAGUUUGAAAACAAAAUAUAUGAAAAUACAGUGGUGCCUCGCAAGACGAAAUUAAUCCGUUCCGCGAGAGUCUUCGUCUAGCGGUUUUUUCGUCUUGCGAAGCAACCCUAUUAGCGGCUUAACGGAUUAGCGCUAUUAGCGGUUUAGCGGCUAUUAAAGGCUUAAAGGCUUAGGGGAUUAGCUGCUAAAAGGCUAUUAAAGGCUAUUAAAGGCUUAACAGAUUAGAUAAAGGGGGGGAAAAGCGAAAAAAAAAUCUCAAGACUCGCAAGACAUUUUCGUCUUGCGAAGCAAGCCCAUAGGGGAAUUCGUCCUGCGAAGCAACUCCAAAACGGAAAACCCUUUCGUCUAGCGGUUUUUCCGUCUUGCGAGGCAUUCGUCUUGCGGGGCACCACUGUAACUUAUGGUUUAAGUGCAGGUCAUUAUGAUGGCAUUGAAAUAAGCUUGAAUUGGAUGGAUUUGCCAAUUUGCCCCAUCAUUGCCCCAAAGUACUAGAUAAUUUCCUCACUGCUAAAAUACAAGCAGACCCUGCAUGCUCUAUGCACCUAGUGCAUCAAUACAGCUUCCUAAAAGAUUUGAGAGCUUAUGGCAGUUGCUAUGGCCCAAAGGUCACAGGCAGAAUGACAGGAGGGUGGGAUUCCUGAGUAAGGAGCUGGACCUGGCUGGAUAAGGCAGGUUUCAUGAAUCAAAGCUGCGCUGUGUGUAUAGAGCAGGGCAUGCAUCAUUUCCAUCCAUUCCAAGGCGGCUGAUCAUGUUCCAUAUUUGGAGAUUACAUUUGGAAGAGAAGGGGACUUGGAGCAUGAGUAUGAACUUCCAAAACAUGAUACUCUAGGUGGCAAUAUAAAACCACGGCAGCUGCCCAGUCUACAUGUCUCAAAGAGCGGAGGAGUUUCAGUUUCCUGUUCCCCUGCUGCCCUGACUCACGGCCAGGUCUGGUGUAAUAUGAUCUAUGUGUGCCUGAUUUUUCUCGCCUGCGACAGGCUUUAUAUAUGCAUGCUCAUCUACAUUUCCAAGAAGGAAGGACAUGCAUGUGACUUCAGCACCUGCCCCCUCAUCUAUUUAUUUUAAAAGCAGAAUGGCUACAUGUGCACCAUGUUGUCUGGACAACAGGAAAAGUAGUUUUGUCCUACAUUUUGUUCAACUGCAGAUAAGGAGUGACAAUGAGUUAAUACAGCCCAUGAAAAGAAUAAAAGAAGAGCCUGCUGGAUCAGGCCAAAGCCCCAUCUAGUCUACAGCACUCUUCCCCCCCACUUGCAAUGUUCAGCAACUGGUAUGCCAAAGCACACUCCUUCUGAUAUCCAUAAUGGCUAGCGAGCAUUGCCAUAGGCUUGUCUGCAUGAAUUUGUCUUAUCUCCUUUUAAAACCAUCCAAACUGGUGGCCAUCACAACACCUUUCAACAGUGUGCCGUUUAACUAUGUGCUGUGUCUGUCCUUCCAACAUUUGGCUUUAUUGGAUGGUCCCAGUGAUCUGUUACUCCUCUUGCUCAGGACAUGUAUCUACAUAGGGAGAUAGGAGGCUGUCUGGUUAAUUGUUUCUGCUUCCGAGGGAAAAGGAGAAGGGAAUUGAAGUAGGAUUUGAAAAAGUGAAGAGGGCGAAUGUGUGCCAAGAGCUUCUUGCAUAUCCCCAUUGGGAGAACUUUACUCUAGAACAGGCAUAUCCAACUCCCAAGAGACUGUGAUCCUACUCCCAAUAUAAAAAAACUGGCAGUGAUCUACCAAAGGUGGCAACUAAAUGGGGGGAGAUUUGCCAAGGGUUGUUCAGCUUUUUUUUGGGGGGGGAGGCCAAAGCUGUUUCUCAGUGAUCACUUCCUAUCGUCCCGCGAUCUACCUGGAGCACCCCAGUGAUCUACCAGUAGAUCACGAUCUACAGGUUGGACAUCCCUGCUCUAGAACAACAAACGUGUUACCUGGUGGCCAGGAGCUCAUUGCAUUGAGUACCCACAAUGUCUGUCCAGCAGGCAGACAGUCAUACUUCUGACAUUCUGAAUAGGCCUGACAUCCUUGCUUCAUCUCUGAUAUUAUGGUUUGUUAUGCUAAUUUGUUUUGGAGCUUGGGAUUUGUUACAGAGAGAGUAGCAGGUUGGAGAGAAUAGCCUGCCCUGGUCUCCUUGCCCAGCUUCCUACAUCACUUGUCACUUUGAAGCUUUGCCACUGGGCCCAAGAUGCUUCAUCAGAUGGGGCUCCCCUCCAGUGUGGAAUAAAGGCUAUUACCUUUACCUGGUUUACAAAGGAGAGGAGUUCAUGUGAGGUUUAGCACAUUUAUUGCAAAGGACACUACUGGCAUUAGGACUCUUGAUCACUUGUUAGGUGAUACAGUGUUGCUUUGAUUGGAUUAGAAACUGGAUGAAGAUUAAGCAUUAGCUAUUUUAGGAGUCCCAGCCGAUGUAUAGAGGGUGUCAAUACUCCCUUGUCCAUUUAAAUAGAGGGCUUCAGUGGAAACUUUCAAGUGCAUUUUAUCUUGGCCUGCUAUAUCUUUACUAGCUCCCUUCAGAGCAAAUGGAAGUUUUUGGUUAAAGUCCCCUUGAUGGUAGCUAUUAUUAUUAUUAUUAUUACACACCACUUCUAUUUAUGGGAAUUCUUUAGCCACAGAGAAUUCGAAAGUGUUGCUGUCUCCCUUAGUGUGACCCAACUGUUCUUACUUUGAUAGGAAUUUACUGAGAAAUAGCCUGCUUUAGUCACUUUUUUUUUUAUGAAGGCAUCUGCACAGUGAAAAAAAAUCCCUCUCGAGUUCUGUCAGGGACACGGGUGGUGCUGUGGGUUAAACCACAGAGCCUAGGACUUGCUGAUCAGAAGGUCAGCAGUUCAAAUCCCCUUGACGGGGUGAGCUCCCGUUGCUCGGUCCCUGCUCCUGCCAACCUAGCAGUUCAAAAGCACGUCAAAGUGCAAGUAGAUAAAUAGGUACCACUCCGGCGGGAAGGUAAAUGGCGUUUCCGUGCGCUGCUCUGGUUCACCAGAAGCAGUUUAGUCAUGCUGGCCACAUGACCUGGAAGCUGUACACCAGCUCCCUUGGCCAAUAAAGCGAGAUGAGCUCCGCAACCCCAGAGUCGGCCACGACUGGACCUAAUGGUCAGGGGUCCCUUUACCUUUACAUGCUCUGUCUGUUCAGCUUCUGGUUUGUUUCCCUCCCAGCAGUCCUAAAAUCCAACUUUUAAAAGCUCUAUAGAAUAGUUGCAUAAUUUCCCCACGUGUAGAUGUCCUGCUGGGUGGCUAUUUUGGCCAGUUAUGGACUGCAUAGCUUGCCCUAGUCGUUUUCUUCUCUGUCAACUGUUCCAUCUCUCUAGGAAUAAACACUAUCACAUUAACCCCUCCAUUUCUAUGCUGGAGAGGCAAUCAUGAUUGGCAGUGCAGUGAAUGGGGAGUAUUUAAUCCUUCCCUCACACAUAAUGGCCCCAAUGAAAAUAGCCCCACUCCAAUAUUUGGGCUGUGGAAAAGCGGAGUGUCCCCUUGGCUGAAGAGUGUUAGAAGUUUGGAAACAGAUUUGCUGUUCUGCUUUGAGCAGUAGAGUUUUGGGUGCUGUUAAACUGUCCACCUCUGGAAGCAAUCGCAGAGAAAGAACAGAGAAUUGUGAUAUGGAAUUGGGAUACAACUUUCUCAUUUGUAUGCAUUCAUGCAGGAAGUUUAUACUGCAUUUAGAGGAAGAUGUGCAGUAUAUCCUGAUCCUUGUAAAAGUGGAUCUUGAGCAGGGAAUAGCUAGAUUAUGAAGACUGCAUCUUGUAUUAUUGGAUUGCAUUCUAGUGCGCUCCUUGGACUGUAUUCCAGUGGUGAAAGAAAAUAGAUGGUUUUUUAUUUUCUGGUAUGAAUGCUAGCAGUGAUAAAGUUGUGCUGUCAUAUGGCAUCACUGCCAUUUAUUUUAAGCAUGUGGGUAGGGAAGCAGACAGGCUGCAGUUGACAAGUGGUGAGGGAAAUGUACUCUGCACAUGCUCAGAGGCAGGUAGAGACUAACGAAUGACUUAUUCAACCUCCCCACAGUCUCAGCCGAUGAGGACUGCAAGUGGUACAUGGACCGAAAUGGCUCAUGGCAUCCCGGCUUCGACUGCCACUUUCCCUCCUUCUGCUGCGGUGACUGCUAUGAGCGUUACUGCUGCAUUGACCUCAGGAAACUCCUCACUGAACGGCAACAAAAGCACUGCAUAGCAUUUGGGUAAGAACAGGCAAGAUGUGUGCCAAGAAAGGGAGGGGCUGGGAGAAAAAGAGAGACAGGAAGAAAGGGUCAAGGUUGUGCUUCAAUACUUGAAAAGGCUAAACCAGAUGGAGCUGAGGAGGAAAGAAGUGAGCAGACUUCUUAUUAUCCCCCACUCCUUUUUGUUCCUGAUAUGCAGCCAUGGAGGGGUUGCAAAUUUGAUCAGAUCAUAAUAGUGGCUGUGUGGGGGCAGGGGAAUAAUUUCCUCUGAGUGGUUUUUAUACUCAAAAUUCCUGCUGUGCAGCUGGGAAUGGCUUUCACCAUGGAGAUGGACCCUAAGGGAUGUUGGAAAAUUCUGACAAAACAGAAAUGGGAGUGGGAUUUGCCAAUGUUCAUUUAUUUGCCCCAUGUCCAAAAUAGACAUCCAUCCAGUGAACAUGAUUGUUAUUUACUGCUGCUGCUGCUUUCCAUCCUCAAACAAUACACAGUUAAUUACAUUCCUCCCCCUAUUUGCAUUGCAUCUCUUUGCAUUGAAAUGAUCGGGGUGGAGUAAUGCAUUGACAAGGUAAUGGCAUAAUUUACUUAAUUAAUUACAUAAAUGAUGUAAGUUACAUAAAUUCGCUACAAUGGACAGCGAGAUGAAUAACAUUGUUUUUGGCAGAAGGUGAGCUGCAGCAGAAUGGAAACAGUUCUGCAUGCUGGGAAUACAGGGCAGAACGAAAAACACUUCCUUUUCAAAUCCCUACUGCAGACAUGUGUAUGUAUACACACACUGUGAUCCACACACCUCACUGAUUUGAGCAUAAAGUACAGAGCUCAUACCUCAGUUAGAAAUCAUGGAUAUCAUAGGUAAGAUCAAUCCCUAGUGAAGGUGAACCUCAUGGGAUCUCCUACUCCAGAGUUGGAAAACCUGGGGAUUAACAUGACAGCAAAAAAUGGGAAUUUAUUUAAAGACAAUCAUAUCCUUGAAUUCUGAUAUUACCUCUGGAUUGCCUGGCUAGAAGAUGGAGAGCUGUGUGAGCAACUUCUGACAUUUGUGCUGCUGGAGUGCAGCCUACUAUACAAAGGUUGCUCCACCCAUUUUUAGCCUCUGACCCCACCCACUUUUGUCUCUGCCUCUGUCCAUCAAUGGCAUGUGCCCUGCUCCCUCCAAAGGGUGCCCAGGAAGGAUCACAUCCUUUUGACUCUAAAAUGUUCUCCACUCCUGCCAUAGUUUCUAUAGUCUCUCUACACACAUACGGUAUAUUAAAAUUGUCUGCCUCAAAGGUUGUUGGAUCCAGUAGGUUUCCAUUCUGCCCUCAUCAGUUUCCAGUUAGCUUAUCAAGGUUUCCUGUUGAUGCCCUGGUGAGUUAACUAUUUAUUCCAUUUAACCCACAAUCAGGGUAGCUAAAAACUAGAAGAGGAAGCAUUUGACCACACAUUCAAUGCAGGCUAAUGCAUGAAACUGUUAUUCUUAAUCAUGUAAUUAUAGGUAUGGGGUAGAGGGAGGGUGUGUUUUUUACAUACAGCUAAAAGUAAUCUGUCACCUAGCUCAUCUAUAUUGACAACACAAUUUCCCUCUGUUAUUAUUAAGAAAAACACAUUUAUUUCUACCUCAGCCAAGUCUACUUCUGGAAUCUCCGGUGUCUGGUUUGGUAUCAGAUGCUAUUGUAUGCACACCUUAUUUAUCACCUCUGUCUGUAUCUUAUAGCCCCAAAACCAUUGCUGGCAUUGCUUCAGCUGUGAUUCUCUUUGUGGCUAUUGUUGCCACAAUUGUCUGCUGCUUCCUGUGCUCCUGCUGCUACUUGUACCAGCGACGGCAUCACCUUCAGACACCCUAUCAAGGUAGGAGAAGUCCUGGUGAUGUGGGCCAUGACCUUCUUUCUCACAAGUAGCUCAGGAUUAGAGAUGAUAUGAAUCUCCAUGAUCUGCAAAUUCUUGUGCAGAUACUGUUUAUAUGCUUUUGUGGAAGUGUUCUCGUAAGCUGCAGGUCUGAGAAUAUCAAUGUUUUAGAAUUUUUAUUUUUCUUAAGGCAGCAAUUGGAUGUGCAAGGUCAUGCAAAACAAAAACAAAUCAAAUUUUCUUUGGUUUUAAACCUGUUCUGGAUAACAAGAUAUAUUCAUGUCUCAUAAUGCAGCAUAUAACACGAAGAGAGGGCUUCAGCUGGGGAUCAGCUAAUUUUCUAUAAAAUGCAUUCAUAUUUGCAAUGGGACUUCUGCAGUUCAGAUGUGCUUUCCAAUGGGGAAUCUUUCCUGUGGCAUUUGACUAGCUACUGUGGAAGACAGAGAGUGUUAGAGUAAAUGGAACUUUGGUCAGAUCCAGCAAGGCAGACCUUACAGAACAUUUGGCUUAGGCCUUGAUGUUCUCUGUCUUGGAGAUGUUAAUCUAUCUAUAGCAUACUGUGUUUGUUGCCCAGUUAAAUAUGCUAUGUAGCCUCUUCUGCAAGGAUAUUUCUCAAGACAACUGACCUGCAAGAGUAGACCUACACAUUUGUAGAUUGGGGCAGUUAGCUGUGCUUUUCUUUGCAUGUGUGGACUGUGAAAGCAUGCUUGUUGUUUAGUCAUUUAGUCGUGUCCGACUCUUCAUGACCCCAUGGACCAGAGCAUGCCAGGCACUCCUGUCUUCCACUGCCUCCUGCAGUUUGGUCAGACUCAUGUUGGUAGCUUCGAGAACACUGUCCAACCAUCUCGUCCUCUGUCGUCCCCUUCUCCUUGUGCCCUCAAUCUUUCUGAACACCAGGGUCAUUUCCUGAAAAGCUUAUGUGAAAGCAUAAACAGCAGCAAAUGAAGCUAUGGGGAUUAAAUGGGACAGCUUUUGUCCCCCAAAACAAAUAACUCCAAAAUGUGUGUAAAAUGAUGAACAUCCUACAUUCAUGUUUACACCGAUAUGGUCUGAGCCGGCAUGUGACUGACCAGGAAAGCUCAAUGAAAACAUUGGCUCAGUAUGCCACUUUAAUAAUAAUAAUAAUAAUAAUAAUAGUAAAUUUCAUGUUAGGAAGGCUUAGGAAAGGGUUUGAAAACAAGCCUGCUGAUAUCGUAAUGCCUUAAUACAAAUCCAUGGUGAGACCACACUAAGAAUACAGUGCACAGUUCUGAUCUGUGCACUUAAGAAACUAUACAGGACAUCUCAAAAAGUUGCAGGACCAGACUCCCAAAAGACCAGAGGCUAGAACACCUCCCCUAAGAGGAAAAGUUACAAUUUCUGGGGCUGUUUAGUUUAGGGGGCGGGGGGAAAGCAAGUUAGGGGAGGCAUGGAGGUGAAUCUGUGGCUCUUCACAUGUUGGAUUCCUAUCGACACUAACCAGCAAGCCAAAUGUGAAGGGUUGAAGGGAGCUGCAGUCCAGCCACAUCUAGAGCACCACAGGUUUUCCUUGCCUGACUGGUAGACUCAUCAGCCCAUCAUAUGCUCACAGUCUGUUUCCUUUGUCCCAGGUCAAGAGAUCCCACUUUCUGGCUACCCUGCCCAGCCUCCAGGGCCUUACCCUAUGGAUCCCAAAGCUGGGCCAGCACCAUAUCAUCCUGGCUAUACACCAGUUGUUUCCUAUCCUCCCACAGCACCAGCUGCACAGUAUCCUCUAUAUCCACCUGGGCCACCAUACUACAACCCUGCAGGUAAGAAAGGAGGGAGGAAUUAGGCUUGAAGACAAGUGGGCCUUAGUUAAAGCUUUGUCUUAUCCUCUCCUUCUGUAUAGAGAACCUGCCUUAGGAAUUGAAGUAUUACAUUUCAUUCAGCCACCAAAUGGGGAAAGAAGGAGGCUGGUGUUGGGAACCUUCAGGUUUUCUUAGACAUAAACUCCCAUCUCCCCCAGCUACCAUGGACAAUACUUAGGGAUCACGGGAAUUGUGGUCCAGAAACUUCUGCAGGUUUCUGAGAUUAGCCGCCCUGUUCUAGACCAACAUCUCCAGAACAGAGGUUACUACCGGGAAGUGGAAGAUGGUCCAACAGGGCGAAUGGUGAACUCUUCUACCAACAUUGGCCAGCCUCUGCCUGCGUUCUUAACUUACAUUCAUUCCAGGGGGUGGCACUGUCUCCUCCCAAGUAUCAGGGUUGCUAUUGACUCUUACAUCUGUAGGGUAGGCUGCAUUUCAGCCAUUGCCAACUCAGCAGGGAGGAGGAUGGGGAGGUGGGAAACUCAAAUUAGUUGGCUCUGCAGUCGUACCUUGGUUUUCGAACAGCUUAGUUCUCGAGAGUUUUGGCUCCCAAACGCCGCAAACCCGCAAGUGAAUCCGAAUGUCCGAUGGGGCUUCCGCAGCUUCUGAUUGGCUGCAGGAGCUUUCUGCAGCCAGUCAGAAGCCACGCUUUGGUUUCCGAACAUUUUGGAAGUCAAACGGACUUCUGAAACGGAUUCCAUUCAACUUCCAAGGUACGACUGUACCUGGCUCUGGCUCCAUGUGUUGUUGGCCUCUCUGCCUUCUGUCUUACCAGUCCCAAUGGGCGCACUAGCCAUCACUGCUACCUGGGUGGUUUAACGAUAAAUUCCUCUUCACAGAGAGCUCUGGGAAUUGUAGCUCUGGAGGCAGAAUCUGGGUCUUCUCAUAACUCUCAGCACACUUCAGCUCCCAGUAUUCUUUAGGGGAAGCCAUGACUCUUUAAAAUGGUAUCAUAGUGCUUUAAAUCUGUGGUGUGAAUGUGGCCCGAGAGCUUCUUCUGGUUGUUCCUGACAUGUGGGGGGAUAACACCUCCCUUAUCCCUGUGCACUGUGCAGAAUGCAACUGCUGAGUGAUGACUUUCACAUCCACCCCUCCCUCUGAGGCUAGUCUCACUUUAACCUUCAGUGCCUCUGGCCACAUCCUGAUUGCCCCUCUCUUUCUGCUGCAGCUCCCCCACCCUACAUCCCACCACAGCCGUCACAGCCCAGCACCUGAGGAGGACCUUGCAGAGACUAUCCAAAGGAGCCCUUUCUGUCUGGGUCUGCCGUUUCCACAGAACCUAUAUUGGGUUUCCCGCUGCACUGAAAUUCCAGCCCAAGCUUCAGCAAUUGCCAAUGUCCCUACUAGUUACCUUUUGCUCUGCAUGGUAGGAGGCAUCAUGACUCUCUACGUCUUUGCCUGCGCACCCGCCACCCCCAAUUCUUGCAAUUCCUGCCUGUGUCACUGUGGGGAAGCUGAUAGUCCUCCUUGCUUUCCACCUGGGCUCAGGAAAGAGCAUGUGUUAAGACCGCCGCAAAUGCCACAUGUGUCACUUGACUGUUCCAUCGACUGUGCAGCUGAGCCUCUUCGAUGGGAAAGGAAGAGGUGUCUCAAGGUGGCAACGAAGAGCAAAGUGCAAUGGUCUGUAUCUCACAGAAGGACUUCGGUCCAUCCUGUUCCCUGACAAAGCACAAGGAUCCAUUACGCCUGCUGUUCAUGGCCCCAGGUUGAAGUUUUGUCUCUUAAGGAAGUCCUGAAACUUUGGAAAAGGGGGAUGGGAGGAUGCGCAAAUACCCCAGGAGUCUGCUUUCAUAUGUGGCUGUUAUACACCAUUAAACUUACUCACCCAGUGCCCCUCCUUUUUUUACAAACAGCUAAGCUGGGUACUUGUCCAGCAUCCCUUACCGAAACCCUUUCCACUUCAGCUUUGUCUGUGGCCUUUGAGGGGUGGGUGGAGGUUAGAGCAUCUACUUUAAAUGAGGUUCUUUGCAGCGUAGCCAUUAUUUUACAUUUCCCCCAGGAAGUUAUUGGUUCUCCCUGCAGCUUUGCCCAUAUUCUGGCUGCAUGGCUCUUUGUCUUGGCUGAGCAGCUCACCAAUCUGCUCCUGCAGGCUUAAACCAGCCCUUCCUCUCAAACGAUAGCAACCUUCGGUCUGUGGAGAUGAGGAUGCAAGGUCCAGGGUGAUGUCCCUCUCCUGAUGCAUUGAUGCCAACUUUUGGAGCGGAGAGUGUUGGAAGCUGACUCUUAAAUUUUAAUUCUCUGGAGUAGAAUCAUGGCACAGGGAGCAAGGCAAGAGUGUGGAACAAAGGCACAAUAUACCAGUCAGGGUACAAAAGCGGUCAUUGUGUGCAAAAAGGGAAAUGCUGAUGUCACAGCAGUGAAACAGUUCCCCUUGAGCUCAUGGCUCUUAGGAACGGAUGAGGCCAAUGGGCCCAUUGUCAAGAGGGAAAAUGCACCAUGCAUGUGACCUUUACUGCAAGACCACAGCACAACUUUACAUGGUGUGUUGCUGUCUUAUGGAGCUGGGCUACCAAAAACGUCUGGGAGUACAGCUCAGGAGAGAGCUCAGACCAAUGUCUCUAGGGUGGAGAACCUCGCAAAUAUUUAUUUGAAGUAUGGGACAGUAUAGAAAUAGCUUAAAUAAAUAACCUGUUCCCCCCCCCCACUGCUGGACUCCCAUCAACACCAGCUAACAUGGCUAAUAGGCAGGGAUGAUGGAAGCAGUAGUCUAGCAACAUCUAGAACAGCCUGCCCCCACCUUGGGUCCCCAAAUGUUGCUGGACUACAACUCCCAUCAGCCAAAGCCAAUGGUCAGGGAUGAUGGGAAUUGUAGUCCAAGCAGCUGGGAAUCCAAAGUUGGGAAAAGAUGAUCUGGAGGACCCCAGGUUCCCCACCCCUACCCUAGGUCAAGCCUUGUUCCCACUGUGUGGGGGGCAUGGCCCUGCUAUUUUCCGGGAGCUCAUGUUAUAUGUCAGAAUGACAAGUGUUGGCAUCACAAAACGUUGGCUAAAAUGUGGAUUAAACUUGUAAAUACUGAUAAAGCAA